Messenger RNA from Lasiosphaeria miniovina, 2061 nucleotides. RefSeq lists its product as uncharacterized. The coding region runs from base 1 to 2061 and encodes 686 amino acids. Lineage: Eukaryota; Fungi; Ascomycota; Sordariomycetes; Sordariales; Lasiosphaeriaceae. The transcript has 2 exons. The record is from RefSeq and is a predicted model, not a curated record.
AUGAACAACAGCACCAACCCCAACUCGGACGGCGACGAUGGAAACAACGGGGAUGUUCUCAACUGGGUUGCCCUCGUGGUGUCGCUAGUCGCUCUUCUCGGCACAGUCGCCCAAGUCCUCCAACAAUACUAUGCUUCCGCGGCCGGCUACUCCAACUGCGGCGAGUCCGUCAUGGGAGAAUGGCACAAGACCAAGCACCGCAAGUUCCGCCUAUACGAGCUGCGAUUCGAGGUGCAAUUCGAGACGCCCGUGAUCUUCGUGUGCCCCCCGACUAACAAGAAGGGCCCGGUCCUAAAAGAGCCUAUACAAUACAUCGACGGGACAAAGGAGAGUCUCGACAGGACGAGGGCCCUGUUGCCGCAGCAGGAACACGAAAGGCUUUCAAUGCAAGAUAAUGCGGUACACACGGCGGAUAAUGAGAGGGCGACAUGGGUCCUGCUGCUGUCCGAGCUUCAGUCGAUGGAGAAGGAGAGCGGUGACUGGCAAGCGAUGCAUUACAACUCGGCCCCUCCGCGAGGUUCGCGCCCCGACCUGGCAGGCUUCAUGAACCAUACGCUUGCCGUUGCUGUCCAAGCCAAGAAGCGCAGCUGGGACAACAUGCCCCAGGACGUCAAGAAACCCUACGCCACUACGGCCAUGUGCCACCUGCUCGAGAUCGCCGCCAUGAUGGGAAUUUACUGGCAGGAGUUUGACCGGUCCAAAGACAGGUACCGCGGCGAGGGCAACGGUUACAUGCUCACGGGCUCGCACGUGUCGGACCUGGGCAUCAUGUUUACCUUCCAGAUCUCCGGCAAGCACAAGUUCAACGAGAACAGAGUCAUCCCCGUCGACGAGGUUAAGGAGCUGUGCUGUGGAGUCGUGUCGACCCUAUUCCAGGAGGCAGAGAGUAAAGACAACCGCAGGGUCUUCCCAAACGAAGACCCCAAGGACCUCAGCACGCUUCAGCUUGGCAGCAUGGACGAAAUUGCCGAGACCAUGGUGCUCAUAGAUUGCAACACCAACACGGCCAACUACUUCCGUUCAGACCGCGACGAGUUCAAGCACGAACAUCUGUUCCCGGUCCCCUUCGAGCUCAUCGGAAUGCUUGGCAAGACGCUGCACAUCAGGAACACGGCUUUCCGCAUGCUUCCCAACCCUACGCCCCUCGUCUGGGACAAAAACGCGUUUAAUCUCCGCCGCCUCGUCAAAGAAUACCGAACACGGGUCAAGGACAGUGACGUUAUUGACCAGACAACGCAGAUCCGGGAUCUGUUAGAGCAAUCUACCAACGUACUGAACGAACUCGAGAGGGACAAAAUCUCCAAAGUCCCCGGAUAUUCCAUGCGCCUUCUCGACACGUUGCACAACGCCGUCGACAGAUGCGAUGUCUACUUGAAGGAUUGUCAGCGAGAACUUGUUCAGAUGGUCAUACGCGAGCACUUCCAAGAGAUUCUCAAAAUGAUAAACAACCCCGAACAGGAGGACGACGAAGACGAUGACGAAGACGAGCGACAGGGCGGAGAUCAGCAAGAUCGAACCGAAAAGUCAAAGCGAGAAAAGACUCGGCAUUUUGACGAGCUUAGAGCCACCAGUCCGGAGGAGAGACAGGAAAAGUUCAUGGAGAUAUACUUUUACGUGGUGCUGCAUCAAGUUAAGAACCGAGCGGUCCAGUCGUUCAACCGGCGCAAGUCAACCCACUACGCGCCAUCAACCCACCAUCGCGACCCUUCGGUCGAGAGCACUCACUCGACCGAGUACCUGAAAACCUCGUCAGCGCCAGCCACUCCGUCUUCGAUGACGGCCAGACCCGUUUCCCCGCAGAUGCCCCCGCUAAUGCUGCACGAGACCAGCAGCCAGUCAGUACCGCUGUUACACAUCCAGAAGCCCGAAGACAACACCACGCCCCGGUUUUUGGGGAGGAUGCUCUUGACCGACAACCUAGACACAUUGGCAACCGAAAUCUGGUGCACGCUCAUCUUUCGCAUGCUUUGUUGGCUACUGUUGCAUGAUUUCCAUAGGAAGGACGUGCAACUGCCCAAGAGUGAGCUCCUAGGCAGCCGACUACCCGUUUAUAUCGCUUGA